UCCUUUAAAGUGUUUGAUUACAUUUUAACAUUUGUGUAUAAAUAAUUUGUAGAAUUGUACCAUGGAUAUUGUGACUGAAGGUGGUAGAAAUAAAUGUACAGUAUAUACAUGUAUAUAGGAUAGUACAAGUAGUGAAAUUAGCUGAACAUGAAGCAGAUAAGGAAGUUGUUUGUGCAAAUGUUUUGUAAAAAUGGAGGGGUUCCAGUAAAGGUCCUGAUUUCUGAGAAAGUUAUUUUUAGCUCUAACAGCAAUUGUAAAAGUUGUUUUUAUGUUUAGGCCACUUUUUAUUCAACUGACACCUUGGUAUUAGGGUGGCUUACAGUGUUAAGAACACAAGAGUAGCGUGAUUGGAAAAUGUUUUUCACCGCAGAAGUGUUUUGGAAUUUUAAGUUGCAGUCUGUCGCUGCAGUUGCGGCACGAUGGAGAACGGGGGCGGGAGAUGCGCAGUGGCUCUAGAGGAUUCGGAGGAGUUCCAGCUCCUCGUGAACUACGCGUCAAGGAGGAACAUUGUCAGAGCACCUGCCAGCAAGUCUAUCAUGUUCAUUAAAGAUAAGGAGGAGGAGAAGAAAAAGAAGAAGAAGAAGGGUAAGCUGAAGAAGAUAUUCACUUGCGUUCUUUCACAGACUGACACAUCAGACCAGCCUGAUGGGAAGAGUGGCAGGUUGGAGAGUAGGUGCAGGAAGGAUGUGGUGGAUACACUGAUGAGGAUUGUGGACUCUAUGCAUAUUGCCCCUUCAGACAUUGAGUGUGAUGGUGAAGAUGAUGUUAUCCAGACAAUCGUGGAACUGCUAAAAGAAUCUGGUGACCGCCUCAACGAGAAAAUGAAGAAUGACAAGACUCUAUUUCAGAAACUCCAGAACUUUAACUAUGCAGUCUUUGCAGAAGUGACCAAGCUAUUUGUCGAGAGCGCAAAACCCUCUAGAACUUCAGACUCAGAAAAACUUGAAUGUGCCGAGAUUGCCUUGACCUUCGAGGUCACUCGCAGACUGACAGCCAUGCAAAACCACCCCAUGAACUUACUGAUGGGCUUUGGUGCCAGGUACCUGAAGGAGCAUUUUUCCACCUGGGCACAGCAGCAUGGUGGAUGGGAGAAAGCCUUUGACAUUGAGGACAAUGAUGAAGUCCAAUGAAGAUUUUAUUUUUCUUCCCUCAAAUGUAGUUCCUUUUUGCUGUAACUUCACACUUGUGAUGCAGCUUAAUGGACCUGUACUGUUGAUUCUGUCAAGGGUUUCAUUUGUAUUGAUUCCCACCACUUUCGCAUCAAUGAAUUUGCAAUGAAAAGUUCAAUGCUCAAUUUGCUCCACAGUUGAGGAAUAAUGAAAACAAGUUACAGUUUUGUGUUGUAAUGAAUCCUUUUAGUUUUGACAGUCAUGUGGCAGGAAUUGAACAAGAGUUCACAUUUCUAAAACUUUUUUAAAGGGUAAACUGUGCAAUGUUGAUAGCUUUCAGUACAGAUUUUUCUCAACUGCCUGGCUUUGCUUUUAGUUCUAGUAACAGUAGUGUCGAAAUACUUUAGAUACUCUGUGUGAAUGACCAGUGUUUUCUAAAAUUCAUAAAUGGCUACAACAAAAAAUUCUACAAAAAUGUUAACUUUAAUGACUAAGUCAAUGUUAUAAUGGGUUUGAAAGCAAUAUUUGGAGCAUUCAGUGCAGCAGUUUUUUUUAACCUCUUAGUGAAAGGAUGCCAUCUUGAUUCCUAAUUGGUAAAGUAAGAGCAACGUUAUCAAGAGUAUUAGCAUGUUGAUUCAGUGUUGUCUGCUACAGUAAGCAGAAAAUGAGUAAAAAUAUCUGCUUAAAGCUGUACUAAAAUAGCAUCAUCUGGUUUGGCUAUCAAACUAGAUGUUCUUACUGUAGGUUCUGACACCUGUCUGCGUGGGCUGAACCUGGUCAAGCAUCAUGCUCGAGCAGCCAUAUUUUACUUUGUGGCUUGUAGAAUUAGCAGUAGUCCAUUCUGCAAAAUUGUUAGAGGAUGCAUCUGAAGUUGUCAUAGGAAAUGAGUGUCAUGUCUGUACUGAGAACAGACUUCAAGUGAAGCGAUCCAGUCAGGUUGCUAGCAUUUGUGCAGUCAUAUUUUCCGUUACCCUGUGUUUGCACUUUGUGGGUGGGUGUAUCUAAAGUUAUUCCAGUUUCUAAUCUGCAUGUUGCACAAUAGUUGUAACAUGUCAAACCAAAUGAUGAAAUUAAGUAUCUCAGUGUAAUUUUGAAAACAAGAAAUGGGUGCUUUGGACCCAUAGCAGUGGUUUCUACCUCCAUGAUGUGCCACUGUUUACUUGAUUUAAUCUCUACAAUUGUACUGUAACAUCUUAAUUUGUAGGAACUUGAAAUUUUACAUUAUGCAACAUUUUCUUAAUCUGUUAUACUGUAUCAUUAGUAUGUCUUUACAGUAGCCUUUAUCUUUCUGUAUGCGAUGGGUUUCAGUGUGUCUCGUUGGGGCAGUCAGUCAGGCCCAAUGGUUUGUAAGCCCUUGUUUUGGCUGCCUACCGUUUUCUAGCUCUAAAGUACUAAGAGCUGCAUCAUUUAGGGGUUUUGCUAAAUUCUUCCACCUAAGCUACAACCCACUUCAGUCCUGUGCUUAACACUUGAAGCUUGUACAGCAGAUUGUUACAGUGCAGGUGUGAACCACUGAGCUCACAGUUGACUACUGUGAUCAACAAACAUUAAGGACCCAUAACUGAUGUGUGGAAACCAAAUUUUGAUAAUUGGCAACACUUAAAACUGGGUUGAAAAGUGUGGGAUUAAAAAAUUGAAAGCUUGUCACCUAGGAGAGUGGUUUAAAUUAAAUGUUUUGAAAGGAAAAUGACUUUUGCUUUCUGAAUUGCUUGAAAUGUUUUAUUUCAAAUAUGAUGUAUGUGCUAUGUACAAAU
Messenger RNA from Scleropages formosus (Asian bonytongue), 2863 nucleotides. RefSeq names its product apoptosis facilitator Bcl-2-like protein 14. The record is from RefSeq and is a predicted model, not a curated record. The transcript is spliced from 5 exons. NCBI's taxonomy places the organism in Eukaryota, Metazoa, Chordata, Actinopteri, Osteoglossiformes, Osteoglossidae. Gene Ontology annotation, biological process: regulation of extrinsic apoptotic signaling pathway. The coding region runs from base 420 to 1130 and encodes 236 amino acids.